This is a messenger RNA of Penicillium expansum, 1620 nucleotides long. Its product is annotated as HET domain-containing protein. NCBI's taxonomy places the organism in Eukaryota, Fungi, Ascomycota, Eurotiomycetes, Eurotiales, Aspergillaceae. The record is from RefSeq and is a predicted model, not a curated record. The transcript is spliced from 2 exons. The coding region runs from base 1 to 1620 and encodes 539 amino acids.
AUGAGUGCCAGCAGAAAGUCCGAUGCAGUCUUCCUCCAGGCUUUCGGGUCAUCGACUUACGUGUGGGGCUUGAAACCUCAGUCAUCCCUACUUGCAGCCACCCGUGCCACAGUCGAUGGGAUGAAGAAAGAGGGGGGUCUCCCUGCUUCAAAACUGCCCAAAACAAUUGAGGACGCAAUUGAAAUUUGUGUUCGAAUGGGCGAGAGGUAUUUGUGGGCUGACAGGCUCUGCAUUAUUCAAGAUGACGCAGAUGAUAUGAAAAAUCAAAUAGAGGCUAUGGGCGAAAUAUAUUCCUCCGCGCAAAUUGUACUCGUGGCUGCCUAUGGCGAUAGUAUGGAUUUUGGAAUUCCAGGCAUCGGCGACCCAAGAAAGGCAGUUCAACAUAGUGAAGAUGUCCUUGAUUUGCGAAUUACAAAUGUGAUUCGAGAUGUUAAAGAUGAUCCGCUUGACGUGUGGGCGACUCGCGGAUGGACAUACCAAGAGGCUGUUCUUUCGAACAGGCGGCUCUACUUUACAAACACUCGAGCCUUUUUUGAGUGUGAACAAUUGAUCUGCCACGAGGAUCAGUUCAACGUCGAACAGAGUCGGAAUGAGCUCUUCUCGACCAGGCUGAUUAUUCCCGAGGAUCGUUCCCGUUUUCAAUCCUUUACGCGUCAUCUUAGGCAUUACACCUCCAGAAAGCUCACAUAUCGGUCUGACGCUCACAAAGCACUGUAUGGUAUCUCCAUGUCGUUAUACAAAGGAACUGGCGCCUUUAUAAACGGACUACCGGUAGUAGACUUUGACCGCGCGUUGUUAUGGUACCCUGAGACUGGUACAAACGUUAUAGAGCGUCACCAAACUCAGGGAGAAAUCUUACCGACGUGGUCAUGGUCAUCAGUUAUGGGCCUGUUCGAUCCAGUCCACUACCGAGCAUCGGACUUCUAUGGAACUCUAACCCCUUGGUAUCACAUAAAUGGCCCUGUCCCAUCUUCUGGUUCUAUAGCAGCCUUAAAUUCUCACCCUGACUCGGAACCGGAUGAUGAUUGGCAGCUAUACAUGGCUAUUGCAAUUAAGGAAGGUUGCGUGGGAGAUGUCUCCCUCGAUUUCUCCUUGGCAACCGAUAACUUCCCGACCGUGCGUGAGCUGUUCAAUACCCGCUGGCAAGAUUACCACUUAUUCCGCAGGGAAGCCAUACCGUUGACCAUUAAGACGUCUGGAUUACCACGUGGCAUUUCCACGGAAGGAGUCAUAGCAACAAGGUCCCACACUGCACUUCUCAGAGUGACUCCGAGACCUCUCUAUUCCUUUGAUAUCAUCAACUCAGAAGGAGACAUAAUCGGCGACUUCUGCGGAGAUGCGGCAAAACUGAGAGAAGAAGCCCUCUCUCCGGGAUAUAACUCGUGUGCUGAGUUCGAAUUUAUCGCUCUCUCACUGUCCGGGAUCAGACCUAUAUCAGAGGAGUCUAUUCAGAAGAACUAUGUUGAUGUUGAUGGAAACUCGUUGAAUAAGGUACCCAUCGUGAAUGUGUUGAUGAUUGCCAAUAAUGGGGGUUUUGCACAUCGUCGGGCGCUGGGUUGGAUAUAUCUUAUUGACUGGGCCAGGCUGCGGCGAGAGUGGAAAACCAUCGUGCUUGAGUGA